UAAACUCUUAAUUGAUAAGAUGUUGUUUUCUAUUUUUAUGAAGGUUAUAGCUUUUAUCUAACCAUUCUAAUUUGUCCAUUUUAAUGAAAUAUAUAGAUUUUUCAGCAGAACUGGACUUAGAAAUGUCAACAGAAAAAGAGGAAGAAAGUCUUAAUGAAAGUGAAAAUAAACACCUGCAGAUUGAAGAAACGGAGAAGCACCAAAAUGAUGAAAUGGCAGUAUUGGAAAGCGUAUAUGCUUCUGCUGCUGCUGGACUAAUGCAUCCAAUAGGGAGUGGAAAAACUGAUAACAACCUAUGUCCUAUUACGGAAAAUGAAGAAUCUGAUGGUGAUCCUGCUUUGGAUAUAAAGGAAGUAAGGACAGAGGAUAAAGAAAAACAAACAUCAAAAGAAUCUGUGAUUACAUCAAGGUUUGAGAAAGCCCCUUCUCUAAUUUCUCAUCCUCUGCAAAUGAAUGAUGACAGCCCUUCAAGUGGAAUGGAUCAGGAUGAAGGAAGAUCUGCAAAGAAAACAUCUAGUGACGAGGAAGAGGUCAAAAAGCAAAUUGAUUCUAUGGAUGACUUUGAUGACUUAACUCCAUCAUCUGAAACAAUUUCGGAGGGUUUCCACGUGCCUUGCUGUAAUUAUAUGACUUGCAUGUCGCUAAUUGAACAACAUGUCAUGGAUUGUAAAGAUUCUGUCAGUUUAUUGAAAAUCCAGAAUGCGGUUCUUUCAUAUGGAAGAUUAAUAGAACUUAAAGAAUAUCACUGUGGACAACUUAAAAGAAAAAAUAAAAAAAUGGAAAAUAAGGCUAAGGGACUACAAAAGGAGCUAUCAGAAACAAAAAAAAUGCUAUCUAAGUUGGAGCUUCAAAAAGUAGAAUGGGAGCAAGAACUCUGCAGUUUGAGAUUUACUUUAAAACAAGAGAGAGAAAACAGAGGAAAUGAUGAAAUGUUAUAUGAAAAGAUUCAGGAGCAACUAACAAGAAGAGAAGAGCAGUAUAAGAAAGAAGUUGAAAUGAAACAAGAACUUGAAUUUAAUCUUAGAGCACUAGAUAUGGAAUUGAAGACUGUAAGAAAUAAUUUCAAUCAGGGAGCUGUGAGACAACUUCAAGAAGAACUGGCCGAUACCCGAAAAAAACUAUCUGUGUCAGAGGCUUCACUGGAGGGGACAUCACGUUGUCGUAUGAAUUUAGAAGAUGAGGUAAAAGACUUAAAGGAAAAACUGGCUCAGAGUAGGAAUCAGGUAUGUAUGCAAUGUAACAUGUCAAGUUAAUCUGUAGUUGGUUAAAUAAUAUGAAGUGUUUUAGGAUGCUUAUUUCCAUGGACCACUUCCUUCUGUAUUUUCAUUAUAAUUAAUUUAGUAUAAUUUUAGUAUCUUCACAAUGUACUUAUUUCUUAAACUUUGACUUUCAUUCUGUUAUUUGUGUUAUACAUUUUUUUCUUAUAGUAGUUACCCUCAGGAAAGUUGAAACUUACACAUCAUUCCUCACAGAAAUUGGGACUUUUUUCCUACUAAAUAAUUUUUUAAAAAGACUUAUUUAUUUAUUUGUGGUGGGGGCAGUCGGAGAGGCAG
Molecule: messenger RNA, 1553 nt
Organism: Lontra canadensis (Northern American river otter)
Lineage: Eukaryota; Metazoa; Chordata; Mammalia; Carnivora; Mustelidae
Product: ankyrin repeat domain-containing protein 26
Exons: 8
Coding region: 84-1253 (389 amino acids)
Source: RefSeq, a predicted model, not a curated record